This is a messenger RNA of Boeremia exigua, 2770 nucleotides long. RefSeq lists its product as uncharacterized. The transcript has 4 exons. The record is from RefSeq and is a predicted model, not a curated record. Gene Ontology annotation, biological process: signal transduction. Bases 308 to 2770 code for a protein of 820 amino acids. NCBI's taxonomy places the organism in Eukaryota, Fungi, Ascomycota, Dothideomycetes, Pleosporales, Didymellaceae. Gene Ontology annotation, molecular function: protein kinase binding. Gene Ontology annotation, cellular component: nucleus; cytoplasm; nucleotide-activated protein kinase complex.
AGAGCUGUCUGCCAUGGCAGAGUGCGCCGCUGCAGCGCUGGAGCCUCGUCUACACUGCUCUCCACAGCUCUCACACCCCUGAAACCGCGCGCCUGUCUGUCCCGUGUAGCAGCGCCCUAAUCUUGCUGCCGCGAAAUUGUUGCAAGUCAUUGCAACACUAGCCCUCGGAAGCGCCGCACAAGCACAGCCACUUGAGCAUUAGCUUCUGCUCCUUCUUCCCCAACCACCUCCUCACUGCUUGCGAUCAAGACAAGUCUCACCCAUCGCGCAACCUCGCAACCUUAUCGCACGCCCAUCUCACGCCGCCAUGGGCAAAUACACAUUCACAUGGGAACACGACGCUGAAGACGUCUACGUGACCGGCACCUUCGAUGACUGGAAGAAGACAGUCCAGCUAGAGAAGGAGGGCAGCGUCUUCCAGAAGUCUGUCGAGCUCCCCAAGCUUAAGACACAGUACAAGUUUGUCGUCAAUGGCAACUGGUGUAUCAAUGAGAGCGCGCCCAAGGAGGACGACGGUCAUGGCAUUGUCAACAACAUCCUCCUCCCCGAGGACAUUGUAGACGCGCCCGCCCACACUCUCUCCUCUGCCGCGCCCGGGUCGUCCACAGCUGCGCUCGCCGGCGCUGUCCCCAAGGAGAAGGAUCUCGAGAAGAGCAAGUCGAACGAGUCCAUUCCUGGCGCGUUCCCCAUGACCCCGACACCUGGCACCGAGCAGCGCCAGUUCAUUGACCCCAUUCCUGCUACUGCUGGCUUGGGCAACCCGAUCAAGCUCGCGCCGGGCGAGCCUGUUCCUGCUGCAAGCACACUUACCGACAACACAGUAGACUCCACGGUCAACCUGAAGGGCGCACCCGAGGAGGACGACGAUGCUACGGUCAGCGUUGCGCCUAUUCCCGCAACCGCUGGCGCAGGUAACCCGAUUCACCUUGCCCCGGGAGAGAAGGUACCUCAUCCCAGCACUCUGACCUCCAACACCAUCAACAGCACCGUGACGACCGACGAGGCCUCAUACAACAAGCCAGACUCGCAGGCGCCCCAGCUGCCUCCUGUGGACAUCACCCCCCAGUCCGAGAGGCCCGCGAACGGUGGCAUGUUCAGUCUGCCUCCUCAGCUCGGCAACCUUGUCCCCGAGUCCAGCUUGCCUAUGGGCGUUGAUGCGCAGGUUGAAAAGGACACCGGCGUUCACAUCCAAUCUGCUGCUCCCACAAGCUCUACCGCUGCUCUUGCUGGUCUGGUCCCUAAGGAGCCUAGGGGCGUACCUGAGGUCGUGACUGAGAGCCAGAAGGAAGCCGGCUUUGCCCCCGAAGCAGCCGCCAACUCAGAGGCUGUCCAGGAAAAGAAGGAGGUUGAGCAGGAGCUUAAGGAGACAAUCCCAGAGAAGACCGAUGCGGACAACGACCACGCUCCUGUCAUUGAGGCCGACAAGUCUACUAGUAUUGGCGAGAGUGCCGGUGCCAUUGCUGGAGGCGUGGCUGCUGCUGCGACUGUUGGCGCCGGCCUUUUCACUGGUGCCAUUUACGCUGCCAAGGAGAAGACCGCUCAAGCCGCUGCUGAUGCUGUUGGUCUGAAUGGCUCCGCUGUCGGCACUACCGCUGCCGGUGAUGUCCCUGUGGUUGUUGCCGAGAGCCAGAAGGAGGCUCACGUCAGUCCUGAGGCUGCCGCCAACGCUGAGGCUGUCAACGAGAAGUCACAGCUCGAGCAAGAACUCCUGAGCCAGGUCCCCAAGUCUCAGGAUCACGGAGAAUCAGCGCCAUCAGUUGCUGUUCCCGCUGUUGUCUCAGACAGCCAGCGCGAAGCUCACGUCAGCCCUGAAGCUGCCGCGAACCCUCUCGCUGUUACUGAGAAGAAGGAGGUCGAAUCCGAGCUUCUCAAGUCUGUCACCAAGACUGAUGAAUCCGGUGAGCAUGCUCCUGUGAUCGCCGCUGCCUCUUCCGUCCCUACAGCAGACUCGACGACCGAGCUCCCUGUUCGCUCAGUCCCUGAUGUUGUAGCUGAGAGCCAGAAGGAGGCGCACGUUGCUCCUGAGGCGACUGCGAACGCCGAGGCUGUUGCGGAAAAGAAGGAGCUUGAGUCUGAGCUCCUCAGCCAGGUCAAGAAGACCAACGAGUCAGGCGAGCCUGCCCCUACUCUCGCCGCUGCCACCACUGCCAUUGCACCAGGCGCCAGUGGUGCCGUCCCCAAAUUGUCUGAGUCAUCUGAGCCUCUUUCUACCAACUAUCAGCCCGCUUCCGAUGAGGAAGUCAAGCGUGCUCUUGCUGGCACCAACGACGAGCCCUCGACAUCGGCAACCGGUGCUCUGGACACUCCUACUUCGGCGCCCGCUCAGACAGAGACGACCACCUCGGCUACUGAGUCCGCCACCACUCCCAAGGUUGCUGAGCCUGCUGUUUCUUCUAGCAAGGCCGACACAACGACUGCCCCCACAUCUGAGGGUCUCAAUGCUCCGGCUACUUCGGCUGCUCAGACCGAUGCUACCAAGGCAGCGGCCGAGCCGGUGAAGGACGACAAGGAGGGUCUGUUCAAGCCCACCACACUCGAGCAAAAGCAGCCUACUAUUACCACUGGCACCGAGACCGGCACAACUGAGGCCACGAGCCAGGGUCUUACCGCACCCGAGACUCCUCAGAAGGACCGCAAGGAUUCCGAUGUCUCUCCCAAGGGUACCCCAGGCAGCCAGAGCCUCGCGUCUAACUCCGUUGCUGCUGACAAGAAGGCCAAGAGGCGAUCGUUCUUCGGCAAGCUCAAGGACAAGCUCUCCGGCAAACACUAA